Syngnathoides biaculeatus (alligator pipefish) is the source of this 5575-nucleotide messenger RNA. RefSeq names its product YEATS domain containing 2 (gene yeats2). Gene Ontology annotation, molecular function: histone binding. The record is from RefSeq and is a predicted model, not a curated record. Gene Ontology annotation, biological process: regulation of transcription by RNA polymerase II; chromatin remodeling. Lineage: Eukaryota; Metazoa; Chordata; Actinopteri; Syngnathiformes; Syngnathidae. Bases 525 to 4538 code for a protein of 1337 amino acids. The transcript is spliced from 28 exons. Gene Ontology annotation, cellular component: NuA4 histone acetyltransferase complex.
GCUAGCAAAGCGCUGCUAACACGCUGUAGCUACGACGAGAAACUUUUUUGCCCGACUCUGAGGCUUUGACACACGAAAAGCCUGUUCCGCCUUCAUGUUUUACCCUGUACCCUUCACUGUGGGAUUAUAUUCAAAUCCGAGCAAAGCGUGUGUCACCGUGACAGGUGCCAAUCAGUGCCGCUACACUAGCACUUGUGAGCAGCAAGCAUUCGCUUCGUGCGGCUAGCCGGCUAGCUAGAUGCUAAAUAUCGCCACUACUGUACUUUGGAGCGCCGGUAUGAUUUGUUUUAAAUGAACAUCCAGUGUAUUUUUGCGCCCCCAGGAGAUUAAAAAAAUAUGUCGGGAAUUAAACGGAAAAUAGAAGAUGGUGAUCCCGACUAUGAAGACAUUGCACUCGUCCAAAACAGUAAACGAAACAAAGCUGCGGAGUUAAGUGUGUAAACUUUUUCUGUCUCCCAUGGAAAGCUCGAGAUGCAACAGUUCAGAAGAUAGAAGCCAUCAUCACUGAGCAGUUUUCUUUGGAGAUGAAGAACAAAGAGCAUGAAAUUGAUAUUAUUAGUCAGCGACUCAAUGAAGCUCGAAGAAUGAUGGACAAAUUGAGGGCCUGCAUAGUGGCCAAUUUCUAUGCCAAUGCUGGCAUGACAAAGCUCCAGGAGAGCUCUAAGAGUGACCCGGGAGUGCUCAACCAUCCAGCCAUCCGCAGAUUCUUGGACUCUCCGUCCCGUUCCUCCUCCCCACUCAACCAGGGCUCAGAUACGCCUUCACUGGCCCAAUCUGAGUCAGAGUCCCUUUCACAGCUUGGAGAUGCUACUGACAAGGAUGUGGAGGGAGUUUGGAGAGAGGACAGCAGUAGAUCGGAACGGAGACCUGGUCGCAACACAGGAAAGGAUACAUUUGGUGUGCCGACAGUGCUUGGAAAUGAGCAGAGGCUGACCUACAACACCGCUGGAGAUGAGGCAUCCAGACUCUAUGCAAAGAAGACAAUCGUCGUGGGAAAUGUUUCCAAAUACAUUCCUCCCGAUAAGCGGGAGGAGAAUGACCAGUCGACUCACAAGUGGAUGGUGUACGUCAGGGGCUCCAGGAAGGAGCCCAGCAUCGACCACUUUGUCAAGAAAGUCUGGUUCUUCUUGCACCCCAGCUACAAACCUAAUGACCUGGUGGAAGUCAGUGAGCCUCCAUUUCAUUUAACCCGUCGCGGGUGGGGUGAAUUUCCUGUAAGGAUCCAGAUCCAUUUUAAAGAUCCUCGCAACAAACGUAUUGACAUCAUCCAUCAGCUGAAGCUUGACAGAACUUACACUGGGCUGCAAACACUGGGUGCAGAGACGGUGGUGGAUGUGGAGCUUCAGAGGAAUUCCCUUGGCGAGGAAUACAUCUUGCAGCCAUCUUCCUCCAAGGUGACCCACAGUGUGAACAGCCCAAUGGCGGCCACCUUGUCCUCCCAGCCUUGUGGUCACUCCAGUUCGCCCAUCUCCUCCUAUGAUUUUACUUUCGACAAAACUUUGAUCAAAGCGGAUACAAGUAGGCCAGCAGGAGGUCACAGCUCAGGCCUCAGUGCGGGUGAACGCACACCUACCCGACCCAAAGCCAGUGAUAGGAUCACUCUGGGUUCUCAUGGAAACUCAGCCUUCCAGCCCAUUACAGCAAGCUGCAAGAUUGUUCCCCAAGGACAGGCGCCAAGCCCUGCUGAGUCUCCUGGGAAGUCUUUCCAACCGAUAACGAUGAGCUGCAAAAUUGUCUCAGGUUCUCCCAUCUCUACACCAAGCCACUCACCGCUGCCUCGCACGCCCACCUCUGCCACCCCUGUCCACAGCAAACACAGUUCAUCCUCGGUGCUCAAUAACCCUUACGUCAUCGUGGACAAGCCAGGCCACGUGACUGGUGUGGCAUCCUCGUCGGCCGCCUCCGCAGGAAGCCCCUCGGCAAAACAAUCUGCUGCUCAGGGAACCCGCUCUCCAGCCCCUAAAGUCCACACUGGCACAUUCCUCUCAUCUGGAAUGAAAGUUAUCAUAAAGCAAGAGCCAGGUGAAGUUUCAACACAGCAGCAGCAGCAGAUGGCUUCCACGGUAACCACCCAACAGCAAUCACCUGGUACAGCGUCACAUCAGUUUGUCUCAGUCAAAGGAGGGCACAUGAUCUCCAUGUCGGCCCAGAAGCAGGGGGCAGGGGGCUCAGGAACCACAACAAACAAGAUGUUAGGUAUUCCCGUGAGUUCAACGCUCCAGUCUGCUGUGAAGCAGGUGGCCAUCAGCAGCGGGCAGAUUCUGGUUGCCAAAGGCAACCCCUCGGUUUCUAAGGUAGUGGGAGGAAAGCAAGUUUUGGCUCAGGGGGUAGCAAAAGCCAUUGUCAGUGGAACCAGUGGCAUCUCUGGUCAGCAGGCGACAGCCAAGGCAGGCGGGGGUUCGAGUGGCAAAACUGGAGUGAUGGCUACUCUUCAACUGCCUGCCAACAACCUGGCUAAUCUGGCCAAUUUGCCUCCGGGCACCAAGCUCUACCUGACCACCAACAGCAAGAACCCCUCAGGGAAGGGCAAGCUGCUUCUCAUCCCACAGGGCGCCAUCCUCCGAGCCUCCAGUGCAGGUCAGCAGUCUCAGAGCAGCUCAUCAGCAGGAGCAGGGGGCACUCAAACCUCCUCCUCUUCCUCAUCCAGCAGUUUGCCUUCCAACCUCUCCUACACAUCCUACAUCCUUAAACAGACCCCUCAGGGCACUUUUCUUGUGGGCCAGCCAUCACAGGGUUCAGGGAAGCAGGGGCAUUCAGGUAUGGCAGCACAUGCACAUACGUCAUCUGCAGCUAAUGCUCCUCAGCAGGCCAUUCGGGUCACAGCGGGACAGAAGGCUGCCAUUUUGGCUCAGAUGGUUGGUGGCUCCCAUGGGGCUCAAGUGAAGUUGUCAGAUGGCUCCGUGAAGACAGUGACAGCAGCAGGGCAUGUUUCCAAGCCUGGGAUGACCACAUUGAGAAUGACAGGCGGCGUCAUCACUGCUGCUAGCUCCACUCCCAGCUCAGCCAGCGCUUUGGCAGCUACCAACCAGCUGCAGGCUUCUGAUGGUGGGAAGUCUGUCUCCCAGCACCACUCCCUCCUGAUGGCAGCCAAUCAAGCAGCAGUGAUCAGUGCGGCCAAGAGUGCCAGCGCUGCUGGAGGUGGUGCCUUGUCAAAAACUGCCAUGGCCACCUUGGUCAAAGGUGCCACAAACACUGUUGCAAUGUCUAAAAGUGCUGCUGGUUCAUCUGGGGCUCCAGUAACUGUUGCUAAGUCCGUGGCCAGCAUGCCUGUUGUCAGUAUGGCCAAGGGUGCAGGUGCUAUGAUACCGAAAAGCGUUAGUACGUCACUGGUCACGGCAGGAUCGGUGGUCAGUGGGAUGGCGGCGGGAGGAGGAAAGACUGCUUCAACUCUUUCAGGCAUGCUGAAAAUCCAUUCUGGCGGUGCCAACUCACAGCAGACAGUCUUGACCAUCCCUGCUAACCAGUUAAAACAGCUAGGGGUGACCAGUGGGUCAGCAGCGAUGCAGACCAUACUCAUGCCUGUUGGUAAAGUGAAGACUGAGCCGUGUGCCGGCACAGCUGUCACAGCCGGUCCAUCACCCCCGGCAACGGCCCCCGUCUCCACAUCUGUCCACAUUCCGUCUGCAAACACCACGGUCAAGCAAGAGCAAGGCACCGAUCAUUCUACGCAUGACCUAAUCAACACUGAACACAUGGAAACCAUGAUGCAUCUAAUGACAGCGGUGGUGAAGAAAUUCCCUCUCAUUGUGCCGGAUAAGUCUGAAGACUCGCAUCCAUUCUGUGCCUCUUCAACAGAACAGUAUUAUUCCUGGAAUAUUGGGAAACGCAGGGCAUCAGAGCUUCAGCGAGCAGUGGUUGUUAAGCGGACCAUCCAGAACGUGUUGGAUCACUCGCCUCGGCUUCAGGCUCUAACCCCCCCAAAGACCAGAGAGGUGGUGCAGUGGUGUCGGCAGAGGGGGUACACCCCCCCUGACCCGGAACCCCUGCACAAGAAUGACGACGAGUCCAUCGAGGACAUCCUCACGCAGAUUGACAGCGAGCCAGAAUGUCCUACCACGCUGACCAGCAGUGAUGAGCUUGUGCUACGGCUGGAGCAAAUGCAAGCUCUGUUGAAGACGGAACCAGAGGAGGCCGACGACGAGAUCGUGGACGUCAUCACCGUGAUGCCGCCGUGCCAGAAACUCAAGGUCAAGGAGGAGGAGCAGGAGGCCGACACUGAGCCCAAGUUCUUCUUAGUGCCUUGCAUGGCGGCCCAGUUUGUCAGUGAAGCAGCCCAACAGAUUGGGAUCACCUUCCAGCCUGUGGAGGUGGAGAAGAACCUUUUUGCUCCAGUGAUUGAAGACAUGAUACUGAAGGCAACGGAGCAGUUGGCCAGCGACAUCCUGAGAGAAGCUCUGGCGGCAGCCUUUGCCAAAUCCCCUCAGAACAGGGCCCCGAGAGAGAUCACGGCCAUGAACAUUCACCAAGCCAUUUGUAGCAUCCCAACCUGUGACUUCCUCACCAACUCGCACAUGGGUUGCCUAAUUAAGGACAACUGAAGCCGGCCAAAGCUGACGCGUGCCGAACCUUGACGGCGAGCAGGAAGUCUCCCGGAUCCACAUUCCCACCAGAAAGGUCCUCUCUCUUGAUGAUCUCGUUGACUUUAUCACUUAAAAGGGCUCACCACCUUGCUGCUUCUAGAUGCCACAGCAAGUGGCUCUUUUGAUUUCUACAGAUAGUUGCACUCCCGCUUACCUCAUGAGUAGAUUUUUUUUUUUUUUUUUUUUAAAGAAUGAAAAUGUUUCCUGUCACACAGCCUGCUAGUUCAUCAUUUAAAAAAAAAAAAAAGGAAGCCUGGGCCAAAUCGACCAUAGACUGACACUACUUUAUGUAUUCCAAUUCUUAUGAUUCAACUCUGUAGUGCUUGCCGCCCUGAAGCAAAUCUACUGUUCCCAUGGUAACUAAGGAUCUGCCAUGAAGCGCAUCCUUUCAUGUAGUACUGUAGUACCACAUUACCCUGCGUGGGUAAUAACGGUCACACGAUUGUGCUGGUUUUAGUCACUUGCGCGUUCAAAACCGUUUAGUUCACACUAUUAUCACAUAAAUUGGUAAAGGUACAUAAUGUUGGUGUUUUGUUGUUUUUUUUUACAUCAUGUGUUUAAGUCAGUCUAAGUAUUUAUAUCUGUCAAGUUGGACAACUCGUGAUCAUAUACACUGUUUAUGUGAUCAAUGUGAAAUAGAUGCUAUUUGCAAGUCUGUUUUAUAUUUUUAUCCAAGAUCAUACCAUGGCAACCGUGUGUAUGUGUGUGUGCGUGUAAGUUUGGUUUGUGAAUGUGUAAUUACCCAAUACUGUGUUGGUAAUGGCUUUUUAGUGUCCAACUUUUGCAUUUUGUUUGUGUAUAAUAUUGAACAAGUGUUGGUCUGAGUGUAUGUUGAGGCUAUUGAACCAAACGACUGUCGACAAUACCCCCCAACGUUGUAUUUUCAUGUUUCAGUGAAAACCAAAAAUAUUGUCAAUAUUCUUGUAAUAAACAACAAAAAAAGCCCGAGUAAGUCUGGUAAAUACUGUCACAUACUCAAAAAAUGGCCAACAUUG